AUGCAACAACAACAGAUAUCCACGCUCUCCCCACUCCCAGAUAUCAUGCGCGGUCCGUCCGCACCACCGCUUCUUGCACGCCGUCCUUCUCCACCACCUCCCGCUCCAGAGUUCCUCAUCGUCGGUCUCUUCGCGCUACGUCUCACAAAGCGGCUGAUCGAGGGCCUCAAUUACUACCCAGGCCGCGAUGCCGACAUCAUCUGGCUUGUCAACUUCCUCGCGCCCUACCACAACGACUAUGCACUGGCGAAAAUCUCAGAAGCAAUCAAAGUACCCCGUGCGGUCAUGCAGAUGAAUCCGGAUCAAUCAACGCAGCAAGCAUGGCGAGGGCGUGGGAUAGAGCGACUGAGGGAGAUGACUGAUGCGGAGAGGAUGAGCAUCAUCGACUUCUGCGAUGCGGCAGGCGAAUGGGGAUCGAUACUCCCGAUUCCAGCCUAUGAAGCAGAGAAAAUGGUCGAAUUGGCCGAUCGGAGGAAGAUCGCGGAUCUCGACGAACCUCAUCAGCAGCAAUUGCGCUAUGGAGAUUGGGAGGAGUCGCAUGGUCCAAGGCAGUUGCGAUUCGACAGCAGAGAGGAGUUGCAAGAUCAGAGGCAGCCGCGAUUCGAGCCAAGCUCUUUACCACUUGAUAUGGAAAGGCCACUCCAAGAGCUGAGGCAACCAGAACGCGAGGACAGGUAUCGGCUACACAGCGCUGGGACGUGGCGUGGCGACGAGUAUCUGCUUCCGGCAGAGAGGCAACCUGUGGAAGACACGCGAAGGAGACGUCGGGUAUCGAUCGCGGAUGAAAGACCCUACUCUGAGGAGCGACGCCAUUGA
Molecule: messenger RNA, 816 nt
Organism: Alternaria atra
Lineage: Eukaryota; Fungi; Ascomycota; Dothideomycetes; Pleosporales; Pleosporaceae
Exons: 4
Coding region: 1-816 (271 amino acids)
Source: RefSeq, a predicted model, not a curated record